GCGGCGCUGGUCAGGGAGAGUGAAGGACACAGGUAAACCAAUGGUGCAGCGCCUCUCCAAGUUUACCCGCCGAUCUCGGCUUCCCUUUUUUACCGAGUUGGACCCGCAACAAAGGAUCCGCCGUGAAUGCACCGCGGCUGAACGGAGUGAGCAUACGCACUCGCCGAACAGUGAAAUGAACGCUAUGGAUAGAGCAGUUUCUUUUGCGCAGAGAAUUGUGGGAAUCUCGGCCGCCAUUCAUCAUUAACUAGAGCUGUCAGAAUGGAAGGCUCGGCACACUGGAAACUUAGCUCACAUCAAGAUCAGACAGAGUCACUUGUUUCAUCGGGGCCUGACUAUCUUCAGCCUCCAAACAUGGAAGCAAAAAGCACCAUUCAUGAUGGGGAGAAGCCAUUCACGUGUUCUAUCUGUGGGCGAGGCUUCAGCCAAUCAUCUGGUCUGUCGAGACACAAGCACAGUCACACCAGUGAGAAACCAUGUAAAUGUGGGGAUUGUGGGAAGGGAUUCAGCUACCCAUUUGAGCUGGAAAUUCAUCAGCGCAAGCACACUGGAGAGAGACUGUUCACCUGUUCCGUGUGUGGUAAGGGAUGCACUCACUUUGCUGCCCUGCUGAAGCACCAGCGAGUUCAUACUAUCGAGAGACCUUUUAAAUGUCUAGACUGUGGGAAUUGUUAUAAAAGUUCCUGGGAACUGACAUGCCACCAACGUAUUCACACCGACGAGAGACCAUUCAGGUGUUCCUACUGUGAGACUGGGUUCAGACGAUCAUCUGACCUCACUGUACACCAACGCACUCACACUGGGGAGAGACCAUUCAGCUGCUCUGUGUGUGGGAAGGGAUUCACUUGUUCAUCUAACCUGUUGAAACAUCAGCGAGUGCACACUGGGGAGAGGCCAUUCACCUGUUCUGUAUGUGCAAAGGGAUUCACUUGUUCAUCCAACCUGUUGAAACACCAACGAAUUCACACUGAGGAGAGGCCAUUCACCUGUUCCAUGUGUGGGAAAGGAUUCACUGUCUCAUCUAACCUGUUGAAACACCAGCGAGUUCACAAGUGACUGUCAAGUUAAAUUAUUAAGGAAUGUAAAUCAAAAAUGUAAAAUACAUUACAGCCACAUCGAUAAAAAAGGAUGGCUGUGAUCGAGAUAGGACCAUCAAUGAUAGACAGAAAAAUGCCACAGAUAAUAAUAGAGACAGCUGAAACAUUGUUGUUAUUUAGCUCAGGUAUUUACUAGGGAGAUAGAACAGAUAGACAUAAGGCUGAAUGGUGAGUCGAGCAAUGAGACAAGUGCAUUUAAUCUUUUUUAAAAAGUGAUGUAGUGAAAAAGCUGAACAAACUCAACAGGGUAUAAAGCCCUGUCCAGAUGGAUUUCACCCAUGUACUUUAAAAGAAUCUAGAGAGGAGAAUGCAGAAGCUUUUCUACACUUAUUUAAAAAUUUGUUCAAAAAAAGUGUAGCACCAGAGUACUGCUGGAUAUCUAAUGUAAUUCCUCUAUUUAAGAUGGGGACGUUCAUCGCAAAAGCUUCAGUUGUGAUGCCUCACAUAGUGACAGAAUGUGGAACAACAGCAGGCUGACUGAGAACACCAAACUGCAAUUCCAGCUAGCUUGCAUCUUCAGCGCAUUCUACACUGGUGAGAUGAGGAUAACAUGUGCUAGGCAGGAGAAAGGCUAAACAAUUUUCACCUUCUCUGUCUCAGAAAUAUUCUUCUCAUUUCAAGGCAGGACAAGAUCACCAACUCAUUGGGUCCUGGAACCUGCUACUUCCAUCAAUGUACACUUGUUGCCAAGCUAUCAAAGUCACCUCUGGCUCAGCCACGUUCAGUGGAUAGAUGACGGCUAUAUAACCAAAGAUGUUCUAUAUGGCACUGGCUCAUGAUCUCCUGGGCGCCCAUACCUCUGCUAUAAGUAAACCUGUAAGUGAGAUAUUCAGAUAGCAGACAUUGAUACUGACAACUGGGAGAGAACCACUGAUGGCCAUGACCUCUGAAGACUGACUUUGGAAGGGCAUUAGAAAAGAUGAGCAGAAACAAAGAGCUCAUCUAGCCUAGAAGAGCACCCAGAGAAAACAGUGCAUCACGAAUCCUGCAUAUUCUCACUUGCCUCUGUCUUCCCCUGCAGCAAAUGUGCAGCCUACCAUGCUAGCCUUGGGCUCCUGAGCCACACCAGGCAAUACUUAAAACAGAAUUGAUCACCACAGCACAAACCAUCACCUUUUAAAAUGGAAUGCUGCCACUGUGGUGUAUCCCGAGGUAUUGCAUUUCAACACGGUGGGUGUAUCCUGGGAUAUUACAGCACAAAAUGACUUAUGCCCUGUGAUAUUA
Molecule: messenger RNA, 2321 nt
Organism: Carcharodon carcharias (great white shark)
Lineage: Eukaryota; Metazoa; Chordata; Chondrichthyes; Lamniformes; Lamnidae
Product: zinc finger protein 239-like
Exons: 2
Coding region: 262-1056 (264 amino acids)
Biological process (GO): regulation of transcription by RNA polymerase II
Cellular component (GO): nucleus
Molecular function (GO): DNA-binding transcription activator activity, RNA polymerase II-specific; RNA polymerase II cis-regulatory region sequence-specific DNA binding
Source: RefSeq, a predicted model, not a curated record